ACAAACCGAAGAAACCUCCACUAAACCCUACAAUAGGAAGUUGGAGCAUAAGACGAGAUCGGAGUAACCAGAGAUUAUGGCUUCACCAUUUUGUGGCAUCUCCACAUGUGGCCUCAAUGCCGCCGCUCCUACGGGAUUCUCCACCAAGAAGACGCUUUCCCUGGUUUCGCCCACAUUUGUUUCACUUGCCCAAGAAAUCAGGCCUAGGAGAAGGUGCAAUUUCAGAGCAAAUGCCGCAAAGGAACUGUAUUUCAACCAGGAUGGGUCGGCUAUGAGGAAGCUCCAGACUGGAGUGAAUAAGCUCGCGCAUCUGGUUGGAGUUACUCUUGGUCCAAAAGGACGGAAUGUUGUCCUUGAGAGCAAGUAUGGACCACCUAGAAUCGUCAAUGACGGUGUUACGGUGGCGAAAGAGGUUGAGCUCGAAGACCCUGUCGAAAAUAUUGGAGCUAAAUUGGUUAGGCAAGCUGCUGCUAAGACAAAUGACUUGGCUGGUGAUGGUACAACAACAUCGGUCAUCCUUGCUCAAGGAAUGAUCACCGAGGGUGUUAAGAUUGUAGGUGCUGGUGCUAAUCCAGUACAGAUUGCCCGCGGUAUCGAGAAAACAGCCAAAGCACUAGUCUAUGAGCUCCAAAAGAUGUCCAAGGAGGUCAAAGAUAGCGAACUUGUCGAUGUUGCUGCUGUAAGUGCUGGAAAUGAUUAUGCAAUUGGCAACAUGAUAGCUGAUGCUGUGAACAAGGUUGGGCGACAUGGGGUAGUCACGCUCGAAGAAGGAAAGAGUUCUGAGAACAGCCUCUAUGUGGUCGAAGGGAUGCGGUUUGACCGCGGCUAUAUUUCUCCCUACUUUGUAACCGACGGUGAAAAAAUGACAGUGGAGUAUAACAAGUGCAAGCUCCUUCUCGUGGACAAGAAAAUUAACAGCGCCAAAGAUCUUAUCGCUAUUCUAGAGGACGCUAUUACGAGUGGAUAUCCAGUUCUAAUAAUUGCAGAGGACAUUGAGCAGGAAGCUCUUGCAGCCCUCGUGCUCAACAGGCUUAGAGGCUCACUACAGAUUGCUGCUAUAAGAGCCCCUGGUUUCGGGGAGCGCAGGAGCCAAUACCUCGAUGACAUCGCCACUCUGACAGGAGGCACUGUCAUCAGAGACGAAUUUGGAGUGCCCUUGCAUAAAGCAGACAAAACAGUCCUAGGAACUGCUGCCAAGGUUGUAAUUACUAAGGAUUCAACAACAAUAAUUGGAGAUGGUACUACACAAGAGGAAGUAAUCAAAAGGGUGACACAAAUCAAGAACCAGAUUGAGGCUACAGAACAUGAAUAUGAAAGAGAAAAGCUAAAAGAGAGGAUAGCCAAAUUAUAUGGUGGUGUUGCUGUCAUUCAGGUAGGAGCACAGACUGAAACCGAGCUAAAGGAAAAGAAACUGAGGGUCGAAGACGCGCUGAAUGCAACAAAGGCGGCUAUUGAGGAAGGUAUUGUUGUCGGUGGUGGAUGUACCCUUGUAAGGCUUGCAUCGAAAGUUGAUGCAAUUAAACAAACCCUUGAGAAUGAUGAACAGAGGGUUGGGGCUGAAAUUGUAAGGAAGUCCUUGAGUUAUCCACUCAAACUGAUUGCAGAAAAUGCUGGCGUUAAUGGCAGCGUAGUUAUUGAGAAGGUCCUUGCCAUUGACAACUCCAGGUAUGGUUACAAUGCCGCUACUGGAAAGUACGAGGAUUUGAUGGCUGCUGGUAUUAUUGAUCCAACCAAGGUGGUGAGGUGUUGCUUGGAGCAUGCUGCAUCGGUGGCAAAAACUUUCAUCACCUCUGACGCUGUUGUCGUCGACAUAAGGGUGCCUAAGUGCACUCCUGUUGUGAACCCGAUGUGCGGUUCAGGUAUAUGGAGACAAUCUGCUCAUCAUUGUUGUAGGGGUACUGCGGUGGAUGGCGAGCCGGCUGGCGCAGCCGACGGCGUUGUGGCGUCGUGA
Molecule: messenger RNA, 1951 nt
Organism: Hordeum vulgare subsp. vulgare (domesticated barley)
Lineage: Eukaryota; Viridiplantae; Streptophyta; Magnoliopsida; Poales; Poaceae
Product: ruBisCO large subunit-binding protein subunit beta, chloroplastic-like
Exons: 15
Coding region: 77-1951 (624 amino acids)
Biological process (GO): protein refolding
Molecular function (GO): ATP binding; ATP-dependent protein folding chaperone
Source: RefSeq, a predicted model, not a curated record